Molecule: messenger RNA, 1240 nt
Organism: Leptomonas pyrrhocoris
Lineage: Eukaryota; Euglenozoa; Kinetoplastea; Trypanosomatida; Trypanosomatidae
Exons: 1
Coding region: 425-1240 (271 amino acids)
Biological process (GO): mitochondrial respiratory chain complex I assembly
Cellular component (GO): membrane
Source: RefSeq, a predicted model, not a curated record
GAGAGCAAAAAAAAAGAAAUAUCAGCAGCAGGACAGCUUUUUCUUGAUCCAACGCCAUUUACUGGCCCUUUGGUUUUAUUAGCAGUAGAGACGAAAAAACACAGAUCUGAGGAGUAGUGAGGAAAACGCCCCAUUUCUGUAUAUCAGCUUCGUGUUCUGGAUUAUUGGGUCUCUCUUCCCGUAUUUACGCUUUGCUGACGUACUCCAUUCACCAGUAAGCAAAACCUACCGUAGUAGCAAACGACCCCCCCCCCUCCCCCGCCUCCAUUACCGAAACUGUUGGCCUCCGCGGUCGACCAGUGUAGUCUUGUCUUCUAGUAGCAAAGCGGUUCCUCCGCACACCGGCGAAUACGGGCUGCAGACGUGCGGCCGAUUUGCUUUUCAGUUGCGUUUUCUGUGCUUCUAGCGGUCGAACCCCGACGCCAUGACCAGCAUCUUCACCUUCGGCUCGCACGGAGCCAACUCCAUGGCGAAGCGGUACGGCGAGAUGGCCGCGAAGUCGUCCAAGUGCGGGUCUAAGAACUUCGUCUACACCAAGAGCCACGACGACGCGCACUCCUUCCCGCGCCACCACCACCGCCAGGGCGACAAUCCGGUGCGGCUGUGCUUCACCGUGCAGCGGUGGCGCUGGAUUUUCCACGAUUUCCGCAUGUUCGGCCUCUUCGGCGCCCUGCGCAAGCACUACUACAUUGGCGAGUCCUGGCGCCGCAAGGAUGAAAAGAUCUUCGUCGGCAAGGACGAGAACGGGAACAAGUACUGGCAAAGCCGUCGUGCGCAGGGCACCUUCCACGUGCGCAUGCUGGAGCCAGCCGACCCGCACUGGUUCCGUGGGCAGGCGCCCCACGCCGCAAGUCCGAUGUGGCUGAAGUGGAUGCAGGGCUCCGCCGCCCACACGCCGGCGCAGAUGCAAGCGCGUGGCGAGUGGGGCCACAACUCCCGCCUGGGCAUGCCACUGCCCUUCAACAUCAAGUACAACGACUGGUCGCCGCUGAACGCGGGUGAGAUCUACUCCCGCGACCCUACGUGGGUGGCGGCGCCGGGUCUGCUCGUGAACCCGGAGCGUCGCGCGCUGCAGGAGGCGGGCUACUCGCGCUGGGUGCGCGAGAAGGGCCAGCCGCUGUACAUGCCGUUCUGCGGUGUGCACGACGGCUCGGACGAGUUAGUGGAGGAGUUCUACCGCGGUCAGUGGGCCUUUGGUCGCGAGAGCAAGGGUAACGAUCACGAUGAGUGGAAGAAUUAG